Molecule: messenger RNA, 1483 nt
Organism: Brassica oleracea var. oleracea
Lineage: Eukaryota; Viridiplantae; Streptophyta; Magnoliopsida; Brassicales; Brassicaceae
Product: transcription repressor KAN1-like
Exons: 6
Coding region: 1-1158 (385 amino acids)
Biological process (GO): abaxial cell fate specification; regulation of DNA-templated transcription
Cellular component (GO): nucleus
Molecular function (GO): transcription cis-regulatory region binding
Source: RefSeq, a predicted model, not a curated record
AUGUCCAUGGAAGGAGUUUUUCUAGAGAAACCAACAUCAAACACAACUACAACUCUCCCUGAUCUAUCUCUCAACAUAAGUCUCCCAGAUACUCAUCACAACGAGUCUUCCAAAGAACUUUCAAGAAGAUCAUCCCAAACCGACAACAACAGAUCAUCAAACUUUGAACUCUCCUUAUCUCAUCAUAACAACCCUAGUUCGAAUCCAAGCACAAGAAUCAUCCAUUGUCCUGAUAGAAGGAACCUCUAUAACAACCACAUCCUUAAUGGUGGAAGUCUUCAUCAAAGGGUUGAUGAAUCCGAGAUUAAUAAUAUCCACCGUCCGAUUAGAGGCAUCCCGGUCUAUCACAACCGUUCAUUCCCUUUUCACCAACAAGCCUCUCCUUCUUCUUUGCCUUCUCUUGGAGGAGACUUCUCAAUCUUAAACUCAUCUUCCGGCUAUAACAACGCCUACCGAUUGUUCCAAUCUUCCCCUAGGCUAAAAGGUGUUCCUAUGCAUCAUCAUAAUCACUAUGGAGUCGUUGGAUCUUCAGAUUCUUCUUAUCCUCAUCAUCAUAAUCAUCACCAUCAUGGGAUGGUCAGAUCAAGAUUCUUGCCUAAGAUGCCGACAAAGCGGAGCAUGAGAGCUCCGAGGAUGCGUUGGACGAGUAGCCUCCACGCACGGUUUGUUCACGCCGUUGAGCUUCUAGGCGGACAUGAAAGAGCAACUCCAAAGUCAGUUCUUGAGCUCAUGGAUGUAAAAGACUUAACUUUAGCUCAUGUGAAGAGCCAUUUGCAGAUGUAUCGAACUGUUAAGACCACUAACAAGCCUGCUGCUUCAUCAGAUGGGUCAGGAGAAGAAGAAAUGGGCAUAAAUGGGAAUGAAAGGGCACAAUCUGACGAUACUUCUCCUCAUCAAGAAAUUGACUUCCCUUCCACUACACAACCUCGUUGGAGUAACUCUUCAGGAGAGACAUGGCCAUUAAGUAACAACUGCGCAAGCGACAUAGAUACGGUGAUCAGAACUUCAUCAACAUCAGUGAUCUCUCACCACCAAAGAACCUCCCUUCAAAAUCAGGACCAAAGGUCAAACGAUCAAGGAAAGAGGUGUGGAGAUCUUAGUUGUAACAAUCCAAGUUUGGAGUUCACAUUAGGAAGACCCGAUUGGCACGAGAAAUGACUUUCUUGACCUAUAUAUAUAUAUAUACUCAGAACAUGUAUGCAGACUGGAGUUAUACCGUUGUGACGAUGAAUUUGUCAGCGGAAAAGUUGAAGAACGCAUAGAGAGAGAGAGAGAGAGAGAGAGCCAAGACGCUCGAGAGUGUUGAUUUUUGGAGAAAUACAUACUUUUGUAGGCUUUUCUUCUCAAGUUCCAUUGAUGAUUUGAUUAUAAAGUGCAUGAUCAAUGUAUGAGUUUGUUUUUUUUAUUUUUUUUUGGUUUUCCGGGGUUUAAUGAUUUCCCGAGGUUGAUGUGGUGUGAUCAUAAGUUAUAUAGUUGGCGUGAU